Messenger RNA from Schistosoma mattheei, 4755 nucleotides. Lineage: Eukaryota; Metazoa; Platyhelminthes; Trematoda; Strigeidida; Schistosomatidae. The record is from the annotation of a GenBank genome assembly.
UAUCAAUUAAAUUCGACGUAGUGACAAUAAACUAAGAAAACUAAAUUUACACAUUCACUUUAAGUGGAUUAAAUUAUCUGAAAUUUUACAAGUUAACAUUUGAUACAAACAUAUUUUUGAAUACCUAAUGUUAUUUGAUAACAAAUAGUAAGUUCAUUAUAGAUAACAUUCAGCUGAUACCAAGGUCACAGGCUCUAGAUAAGUCUCCAAUCAAAAUCGAGUAAAGCUUAAUAGUGAGUUCAACUUUCUAACGAGUUGUGCACAUAGUUUGGAUACAGUGCACAAAUAGACACAUAUACAGUUAAUGAACAUAACAAAUUCUGUGGUCAUUCAUUGUGAUUUGUUACUAUUAUCACUAUGCUAGUAUCUGAUGUUGACCAAAGUGCCGUCAGUUUGACAACCUUACAAACCAAAGACAUCACGAGUUUACAGUUAAGUACGCCACAAUCUGUAACUACAUUUACCACAUCAACAAGAGAAUCUGCUAUGUCUACUUCGAGUGAUAUCCUAGGAAAGCAAGAAAAUCAAAAUGCUAAUGCUCUUUCUGCUGAAGAAGCAAUAGUUAGUUUACUUGAACGUACAAAAUAUACUUACGUACAAGAGAAUGGGCAGAGACGUUAUGGACCUCCACCAAAUUGGCAAUGUGAGGCACCUCCAAGAGGUUGUGAGGUAUUUAUUGGCAAAAUUCCCAGGGACUGUUUUGAAGAUGAACUUAUUCCUGUAUUCGAACAAAUUGGACCAAUUUAUAUGUUUCGAUUAAUGAUGGAACUUAAUGGUAUAAAUCGAGGCUUUGGUUUUUGUGUAUACACUAACAGAGAAGAUACUAAACGAGCAGUUCAAGAACUUAACAAUUAUGAAAUUCGAAAAGGAAAGACAAUCGGAGUAUGCUUAAGUGUAGAUAACUGUCGUUUAUUUGUUGGAGGAAUACCUAAGAAUAAAACAAGAGAAGAAAUAUUAUCUGAAAUGAAACGAGUAACAGAUGGAGUCAAAGAUGUAAUAUCGUAUCCAAGUGUAACCGAUAAGACAAAAAAUCGUGGAUUCGCAUUCAUCGAGUACGGCAGUCAUAAAGCAGCUGCAAUGGCCAGACGUAAACUACUUCCUGGACACAUUCAUUUGUGGGGUCACCAAAUAGCUGUUGACUGGGCCGAACCAGAAAGGGAGGUUAAUGAGGAUAUCAUGUCAAAAGUAAAGAUUUUAUAUGUUCGCAAUCUAAUGCUGUCAACUACAGAAGAGAGUUUACGUGAUUCGUUUAUUAAAGCUGCCGGUGGUGAUCCUAACAGUGUUGAAAGAGUAAAGAAAAUAAGUGAUUAUGCGUUCAUUCACUUCAGAGACCGUGAACAAGCUUCACAAUGUUUGCAUACUUUAAACGAUACCUAUAUUGAUGGUUCAAAGAUAGAAGUUACAUGGGCAAAACCAGUUGACAAGAAUGAGUUAAACACUCGACAACAGCCCUCUCGUACACCUGGAAGAUUAAUAAAUGAAUUAGUUUUAUCAAAUGAUCAAAACAUGAUUGCCGCAGCUACAGCUGUUGUAGCAGCUGGAGGGAUGUUGCCCCAAUUGGAAUCAACAUCACCAUUUUUUUUACCAUCUCAAGGCACGCCUAUGGGAACUGAUCUUUUACCAACUAAUUCAGAUGUUUUAAACUCCGGGAGAACAGAUAAUAAUCUUGGAAGUCCUAGUGGUAUGAAGCUGAAUUCCUCAAGAACGGGCCGAAGGAAUGCGGCUGGUAGUCGAAGCGCUGGAGCCCAAAAGGAUCGUAAACAUCCUGUAGAAAAGUUACAGCAACGUCAGUUGAAUCCGUUGGCUCUUUUAGAGAAUUUAAAUGAUCUAUGUUUACGUGAUGGUCUUGGUUCUCCGAUAUGUAGUGCAAUACCAGUUGAUUUCAUUGAUUCAACUACAGGAAAUAAGUUUCAGUUGUAUGUUGGACAGGUUUAUAUUCCAAAACUGCAAUUUCGAUGCAACACAAGUCGGUAUUAUUUAACAUCUACUGAGGCUAAACUGGGUGCUUCUGAAAUAGCUAUUCAAAGUCUUCCAUUUAACCCUUUUAACUUGAAUGAAGCAUUUGCAGCUAGUUAUGCACUGCCAAUUAAUCCAAGUGUAAUGCAUACAAAUGCAGCAUUUAUGCCAUUACCAUUAUCAAACAAUUUACCAAAUACAUCAACUCCACUGAAUUUAUUACAAUCUCAAACAAAUGUUCUACAAUUAUCUGGUACAACAAAUUUUCCUAUAAAUACUACUGGUUUAGCAAAUGUAACGGGUAAUUUAACCAAUAAUAAUAAUAAUGUUAAUCUACAAAAUGAAUGUACUGCUGGAACCAUAAUCAAUAAUGCGUUUGAUUAUUCAACACAGUUAUUUUCAAAUGGAACAUUAGGAAAUGGUGGACUUAUUAAUGCAACAUUUAACAAUCAACCUACUUACUAUUUUGAUCCAAAUUCCAUUUCAACUGCUGCUGCAACAGCUAUGUUGGUUGGACCAAAUGGAUUAAGUACCGUCAAUAGCAAUGCUAUACCACAAAUUAUUGGACUGCAACAAUCAUUAACCAAUUGCAGUAAUGAAUUAGGACAGAACUGUUCAUCUUCUUCUACUAUUGGACAAUCGUUAAACUCUUUGUCACCACUAGCAGGUUUAUAUAACUUUGGUUUACAAAUACCAUUAAUUUCAACAUCAGCUUUAUCACAAUCACAACCGACAACUAAUGCAACUUCACAAUCGGCAACGGUAAUGAAUUUAUUGAGUCAGUCAUAUACAAAUCCUGUUUCUGUACUCAAUGGUACUCUAUCAGUUACACAAUCAAUGAAUGAACAAAAUUCACAAAUAACUCUCUCUGGUACAAUUGAUCUGUAAUAUUAUAUUCAUAAAUAUGAAAUUAGUAACUGGUUGAAUGAGAUUUUAAGUUUUCGUAAGUUUUCAAUGGAUAAAUAUCUAAGUGAUGCUUUUUUAUUUGAAGUGAUUUCUUGAAAUUCACGAAUUGUAUUGUUUUGAAUUAAACGGAAUAUAUAAAUCCCAAUACCAAAUAUUUUUGCAAUAUAUAUUCUUUCCAUUUAUUUUGUUAUAUAUUCCAUUAUCUUCGUAAAUGGUUUAAUCUUCUUUUGUCUACCUAUAUUUUUCCUUUAUAUUCUUCUUUUAAUUAUCCGUGUAAACUGCUUGUCUAUUUCACUUGUCAUUUAAUCUAAAGAGGGAUUAUUUCCAAACUGUUCUAAACGAUCAGCAAUCAAUAAUAUGUGUAUGAACAAACAUUUUGUGCUGAUAUUUCUUUUAUACACAAUUAGAUACAUAAGCUAAAACACUAUAAACUCUUGAGAUACCGUUGUUCUUUCAUGCAUCUUUAUUUAUGCAACAAAGGUAUUUUGUUUUACUUUUUUGUAGUCAUUAGUAUUUAAUACAGUCGUUUCACAUUACUAUUAUUAUCAGCUUCGGGACAAAAGUUGUUUUUCUAUAUGCAAAUACUUUUACCGUCUUUUUGUGUUUUAAUGAAAAAAAGACAUUUUGUAAAUCAUCACCAUUACUAUUAUUAUCCAUAUGUUUGUUGUCAUUACCAAUGUUCAUGUUAUUAUCGGUUAAAUCAAUAGUACAGUCUUAGGUAUGUAGGUCAAGUCUUUGCUGAAAACUGUUCAUCUUUGAUACAAUAUAUAUAUAUAUAUAUAUAUAUAUAUAUAUAUAUUGCAGUGAAUGGAAUACUUGUAGAUGUCUAUGUGAAAAGGCAAACUGUUCCCUGAAUGUAAUAUUACAUCGUGUUUAAUGUGUUGAAUAUAUUGACAAUAUUAUUUCAUGAUGUUUUUAUGAUAUCCAUUUAUUUACUUGCUUUGUUUAUUCAGUGAAAAACGUGGACAAUAAAAAAAGUUAUAUAUCUAUCAUCCAACUUACUUAACAUUCAUUUACAAUAAGUUUUUUUGUGAAAUACCAUCCUCAUUCUUAUUUAACCACUUAACAAUACUGAACCUAUAAUAGAAAUAUAAUCAACAUUUUAUAGAGAACAUAAUUAGUAAACAAAUAGUUAUUGUGUAAACUAUCACUAAUGUUUAUUCGUUUACAAUUAUUUAAACUAGUAGAAUUAAUGAAAAGGAAAGUGUAAGCAAUAAAGUUUUGUACAGGGCAAUUGCAUUUUAUGUACUCAUGUAUGUGCCAGUAGCAACAACAACAAAACCAUGGUUCAUUUACCUAUUUACUUUUAGUAUUUAUAAUACUAAAGUUCCAUAUAUAUAAAUCCUGUGAACGAUGUAUUAGAAUUUGUGUACGAAGUUUUUUUUACGUUUAUUCAUUUAUGCACCUACUAGUCCAUUCUUUUUGUUGAUGUUAAAAAUGUCUAAUUGGAAAACUGUAUGCAAAGAUAAUAUUUCAUAUUUGUAGUUUCUUCUCUUUUAAAACUUAUGUCUCUAUCAAAAUUGUUCAAUGUUCUUUUUUAAUCUUCAAUAUUUAAAGAUUUAGUGUUUGUUGUAUGCUUAUUUAUCCUUUUCUUCUCCUUCUUCUUCUUCUCCUUCUUCUUCAGUCACUUAGUGUAAGAAAUUUAAACAAAAAAGGCACAUUGUCAUUUAAUUAAUUUACUAAAAAAGUAAUUAAUCUAAUUAGACGUUUUUAUGUGUUAAUAUUACAGUUAAUGCUUGUUUCAAAAUAAUAUAUUUUCAUUUGUUUAAUAUUUGGAGUAGUUACGGUUGUUUCAUUUCAAGAUAAUGCUUCUUCACAUUUAAUGUCUUUUGGUGGUGAGAUUUAUUUUUAAAUUUUACAAGAUUUCCGAUUAAAGUGAUUUGGUGAAUAUCA